GGCGUUGCGACGAACACUGCCAGCAUUGUCAUCUUCCUUCGGCUCGGGGUCAAGGACAGCAUCUCCGUCUGCUUCUUCCUCCUCUCCUGCUCAGACCUGGGAGGCCUGUUGUUCGUCGUCCCGGCCAUCGUCUUCUCCAGCUACGUGCCGACGUACCCCGCGGAAUCGUGGUGGGUCGACACCAGCUCGGUCGGUCUCAUCCUGAUCUUCUACUACCUCAUUCUGUUCGACACGUCCCAGCUGAUCACCACCUUCAUCGCCGUCCAGCGGUGCUGCUGUGUGGUGAUGCCCUUCACCUUCAAGAACACGUUCACGAGGUCCAGGGCUCUGGUCACCGCGGCUUUUAUAUUCGCCUACUGCGUGGCGACUUACACGCCGCUGCUCGCGCACCAGGGCUUGAGACCCGUUUUCGAUGCCGCGACGAACUCAACGGUUCUCACAUUCUGGGCCUCAGAAGAUAGACAGGGCUACAUGUCUUUGGUGGACAAAAUGAGCGGGAUGUGCCUGACGACCAUCUGCCAAGCUACGAUCAUACUCUGUCUGCUCAUCUUAGCAGGAAGUCUGAGGACCUCGUCCAGGUUUCGAAAAUCCAUGACGUCAUCUUCUUCCGAAAUUUCCGAACGCAAAACCUUUAAGAAGGUCAACCGUGUUUCUGGAACUCAAAGCGCGGCGACCACAAAGAAAAAUCGUGACGUCACCAAAAAUGUUUCGGGCAGCAGACGGGAGAUCCAGGCCGUCCAAUCGGCCACGUUCGUUUCCGUUCUGUUCGUCUUGUGCAACACGCCGAAAGUCGUUUUAGCGUACGCCUUCAUCGUGGAGCCCGAGCUGGGCCUCUACGGCCGCUACCAGAACAUCUACUACGUCGUGAACAUCCUGAGGAACACGGUGGAGUACAUCAAUGUCUCCCUGAACAUCUUAGUCUACCUCAGGUUCAACACCCGCUAUCGUCAAAGUUUUUUUUCGUGUCUGUACCGGUAA
Messenger RNA from Lymnaea stagnalis (great pond snail), 978 nucleotides. Lineage: Eukaryota; Metazoa; Mollusca; Gastropoda; Lymnaeidae. The record is from the annotation of a GenBank genome assembly.